AAAAAUUUUUACAAAAUUUUUAGUUUUCUGGGCAUGGGGGCGGGGCAGACUUAAGGCACUUAGUUUUUUCUAACCAUCUUUGCAAACAAUAUAACCUCAGAGCAGUGACCUUGGAAUUAAGGAGUUUUAAUAAGUCACCAUGUUAUUCAUUCUGUUCUUAUUUCCCGAAAAUAAAAGACAUUCAUAAUUUUUGGCAGUCUAGACCUAGAAAAGAUUAUCUAAUUACACCCAUGUGGCUUGAGCUCCCAGGGAACCCAUCCGAAGUGGGUCUCUGUUAUGAAGAUAUUCUGUGUCACACAGGAUGGUGUUGACGAGGUCCUAACAAUUUGCAUUUUUAAGUGAUUGAGGGGCUGGGGAGAUAAAUCAGUGGGUACAAUGGCUGCCAUGUAAGUGUAGGGACCCAGCUUUGGGUUCCCAGUAGCCACUAAACAGUUUGGUGUGGAGGCCGGUGCCUGCAGUCUUGGCACCGGGGCAGCCGCAGUGACUGGAGGCUCUUUGGAAGCCUUUGACAGGUCAACCCAGCUUCAUGAGGGAGUGGCAGGUUCAGUGAGAGACCCUGUCUCAAAAAACUAAGGGGGGAGUGAUUGAGGAGGCUACCUGAGGUGGACCUCUGGCCUCCACAACCAUGUGUCAUGUACACGUGUACCCUUACACAUGUUAACACAUACACACAAGCACAAAAUGGAUUCUGCCUCAUUGUCAUUAAGAUUUAUAAUGAGAUUUCAGUAUCAGUGGAUUUAGCUGUGAUUUUCUGACUAAAUUUUUAACAAGAGUAUAGGAUCCUCCCUCCACAGACCUUGGCUUAAUAUAGAAUUCCAUAUUAUGACCAGAAGGAAACGGUAUGUCUAUAUUUUACGGAGGAGGUGCUGGUUCAUUUUGAGCAACAGCAUGGACUAGUCACCUGGGAAGAGUAAACCUCAGUUGAGAAAUUAUGAGAAUGAUUGCCCCGCAUGUGUGUCUGUGGGGGCAUUUCCUUAACCACUAACUGAUGUAGGACGGCCCAUCCCCCUGUGGGCGGUACCAUCCUUAGGCAGGUGGGUCUAGGCAAUAUAAGAGAUACAGCUAAUCAAGCCAGAGGACGCAACUCAGGCAGCCAUGGUCUCUGCUUCCGUUUCUGCCUCCGGGUGUUUUCCUUGAGCUCCUGCCCUGACUGGACUGUGGCAUGGAAGUGUAAGCCAAACCAACCGUUUCCUCCCCAAUCGCUUGUCACAGCAACAGAAACCCAACCGGAGCCGAGGGGAGCACGGAGUGGGGCAUGCAGAGAAAUGUCAGUUUGCUCCUUUCUGCCAGCCAUUCCCACCAUGUGUUGUGUUCUCGUGUUCCUGGCUCCGAGGAAAUUGAAAAUACCCGUACUGACUGAGCCCUUCCUCUUAAAAAUGCUUAAGUUUGACUUCAAUGCCCUGGUAAAUGCAGCCGGUAAACUGGUGCAGGGACAGGUCGGAAUAGAUACAGGCGAGGUGUGGAAAAAUGCCUCCUCAUACCUGGGUAUAGACGCUGCGUUGGGAGAGGACGAGCAGCAGGUUCCAGCAUACUGGAGCAGCAUGAAAGCAUCUGUGUUGAAGCUUCAGAAGUAAGGUUCCUAUAGACCCUGAGCAGAACAGAGCGGACUCCAGCCUGCAUGAAACAGGGAUAGUUUGGGGUUCAGGCCUAUUACACUGAAUUUCUCUACUGCCACCCUUUCUACUCAAGCAAAAUCUUCAAGAAAAGAUCUGCUUGGAAGGGAGUGACUGCCUGUGGCUUUGCACUGUGAUGAAGGCGAAUGGUACUGUUUUCCAAAGAAAUUAGACCAAAACUUUCUUCUUGAGAAGAAACCAAUCCACUGUUGGCAGAGGGUAUUUCUCACCUCCCCUGUGAAAGGAAAAAAGACAACACCAGUGCCUGUGACCCAGCUGCUGAGGGAAGUUUCCAUGUUUCCAUGGUGAAGUCUCGGAGAGGCUUCCUGGGAGCAGAGCACAGUGAAUGCUAAUCCGGAGCUGCUACUGCCAGCCUAGCAAACCCACGGGGAGAUGAUUCCUCAUGAAGGGCCUGGAUCCCCUACAGAAAUCCAAUGUGACUCUCUGUUUAUCAGACUAAGAUCAGUGCCAGCCAGACAGUGAAACAGCCACCGUGGAGGGGGGACGGCGAAAAAUGAAAUCCAACCAGGAGCGGAGCAAUGAAUGCCUGCCUCCCAAGAAACGUGAGAUCCCCGCCACCAGCCGGCCCUCUGAGGAGAAGGCCGCUGCUCUGCCCAGCGACAACCACUGCGUGGAGGGUGUGGCAUGGCUCCCCAGCACCCCUGGCAGUCGCGGCCAUGGGGGUGGGCGGCUUGGGCCAGCAGGGACUUCCGGGGAGCUUGGUUUACAAGGAAUGGGUUUACAUAAAGCACUGUCCGCAGGGCUGGACUACUCCCCACCCAGUGCCCCCAGGUCAGUCCCCACAGCCACCACGCUGCCCGCAGUGUACCCUCCUCCUCAGUCAGGGACUCCGGUGUCUCCCGUGCAGUAUGCCCACCUGUCACACACCUUCCAGUUCAUCGGGUCCUCCCAGUACAGUGGGCCCUACGCUGGCUUUAUCCCUUCCCAGCUAAUCUCCCCAUCAGGCAACCCGGUCACCAGUGCGGUGGCCUCAGCUGCAGGGGCCACCACUCCCUCACAGCGCUCCCAGCUGGAGGCCUAUUCCACCCUGUUGGCCAACAUGGGCAGUCUGAGCCAGGCACCAGGACAUAAGGUCGAGCCCCCACCGCAGCAGCACCUCGGCAGGGCCGCGGGGCUCGUCGCCCCGGGGUCCCCUCCACCCACCCAGCAGAAUCAGUACAUUCAUAUUUCCGGCUCUCCACAGAGCUCUGGGCGGGCAGCAUCUCCCCCACCCAUGCCGGUCCACCUCCAUCCCCAUCAGACGAUGAUCCCGCACACACUCACCCUGGGGCCCUCGUCCCAGGUGGUCGUGCAAUACAGCGACGCUGGAGGCCACUUUGUUCCUCGAGAGUCCACCAAAAAAGCAGAAAGCAGCAGGUUGCAGCAGGCCAUGCAGGCCAAGGAAGUCCUGAAUGGGGAGAUGGAGAAGAGCCGGAGGUAUGGGGCACCGCCCUCUGUGGAGCUGAGCCUGGGAAAGGCAAGCAGCAAGUCAGUGCCUCAUCCCUAUGAAUCCAGGCAUGUGGUGGUCCACCCAAGCCCAGCGGACUACAGCAGUCGUGAUACCUCUGGGGUCCGUGGAUCUGUGAUGGUCCUGCCCAACAACAACACACCCUCAACCGACCUGGAGGCGCAGCAGGCCACACAUCGCGAGGCCUCGCCAUCCACCCUCAACGACAAGAGCAGCCUGCACUUAGGGAAGCCCAGCCACCGCUCCUACGCACUGUCCCCACACACGGUCAUUCAGACAACUCACAGUGCGUCAGAGCCUCUCCCGGUGGGCCUGCCAGCCACAGCCUUCUAUGCCGGGACUCAACCUCCGGUCAUCGGCUACCUGAGUGGCCAGCAGCAAGCGAUCACCUAUGCCGGCAGCCUGCCCCAGCACCUGGUGAUCCCAGGCACCCAGCCUCUGCUCAUCCCCGUGGGCAGCCCUGACAUGGACACAGCUGGGGCAGCCUCGGCCAUAGUCACAUCUUCGCCCCAGUUUGCUGCAGUGCCUCACACGUUUGUCACCACCGCCCUGCCCAAGAGCGAGAACUUCAACCCCGAGGCCCUGGUCACCCAGGCCGCCUACCCAGCCAUGGUGCAGGCCCAGAUCCACCUGCCGGUGGUGCAGUCGGUGGCGUCGCCUGCCACGGCACCACCCACGCUGCCGCCAUAUUUCAUGAAAGGCUCGAUCAUCCAACUGGCCAACGGGGAGCUGAAGAAGGUGGAGGACCUGAAGACAGAGGACUUCAUCCAGAGUGCAGAGAUUAGCAAUGACCUCAAGAUCGACUCCAGCACAGUGGAGAGGAUUGAGGACAGUCACAGCCCCGGUGUGGCCGUGAUACAAUUCGCCGUUGGUGAACAUCGAGCCCAGGUCAGUGUUGAAGUUUUGGUAGAGUAUCCUUUUUUUGUGUUUGGACAGGGCUGGUCGUCCUGUUGUCCUGAAAGAACCAGCCAGCUCUUUGAUCUGCCGUGUUCCAAACUCUCGGUUGGGGACGUCUGCAUCUCGCUCACCCUCAAGAACCUGAAGAACGGCUCUGUUAAAAAGGGCCAGCCUGUGGACCCUGCCAGUGUCCUGCUGAAGCACGCAAAGACCGACAGCCUGGCUGGCAGCAGACACAGAUAUGCUGAGCAAGAAAACGGAAUCAACCAGGGAGGCACCCAGGUGCUCUCUGAGAAUGGUGAACUGAAGUUUCCAGAAAAAGUAGGAUUGCCUGCAGCACCCUUCCUCACCAAAAUAGAGCCGGGCAAGCCCACAGCCGCGCGGAAGAGGAGGUGGUCGGCGCCAGAAACCCGCAAACUGGAGAAGUCGGAGGACGAGCCACCGUUGACUCUUCCCAAGCCUUCGCUCAUUCCUCAGGAGGUUAAGAUCUGCAUUGAAGGCCGAUCUAAUGUGGGCAAGUAGAGACCGUGCUGGCAGCGGAGGCCUGGGCCUCCUUUGCUGUCUGUAUCCCUAUUACUGUACUGUAGGCUAAAUAACACAGUAUUUACAUGUUAUCCUCUUACUUUAGGUUUGCGUUCUAACCUUGUCAUUAGAGUCACACAGGUGUGUCGCAGGAGACUGGUGCAUUUGCGUUGUCUGCGAGUGUCUGUUGAGGAGCUGGCGGGUAGAGGGUGGUCAUGGAGCUCCCGGGCAUCCUAGAUGGCCCUGAAUGUGGCUUUAUUAGCGCCUGCCUUCUCCAGCAGCACAGAGCCAAGGGGCAUCAGGUCUCACUGGUUUUAAGGGCAAAUUCAGUGGGAAGUGGCCUGCAAGGGUGUCUGGGUGUGUCCCUAUGAAGGGGUGCGUGGGUGCCAUGGUGGUGAGUGAUGGUCUCUCUUUCUCUGCAUCCCUCUUCCUUGCUUGCUCACUCUCAGCAUGGGAUUGGGGGACCUGGGUUUCCUACAUGCAAAGUCAUCCUCAGGAACCCAGCUUUAAGGCAUCAUAGGGAGGCAUCAGAUGGCAGACGGGAAACUAGUUUCAAAGAAUGUGGUUCUCUCCAACAUAUUUUACAGUACAAAGCAACAUAUAUAUACAUACACACACACAGCCUCCCAUGGGGUCUGACUGCACUGAGAUUUUUUUUUAGGAGCAGCUGCCACUCGUGGAAUUUCAUUUCUGCCUUACCAGCCCAGUGACGUCACCAGGUGUCAUGGUGGGCAGGGAAGUCCUUGCUCACGUCACUCCUGGUCAGGCAAGUGGCAGUGGGGCUGGGGACAGAGGAGCACUGGUUUCUGUGCAGUGCUAGGGAAACCAAUCAGGUUAUUUGCAUUGACUUUUGCUCCCAGGAAGAAAAUGCACGGUCCCCCCUGAGAGAGCCAGGCAGCUCUCAGAGCUGAGCCCGCAGCUUCUUUUCCGUCUUUCAGGUAUAGUACUGUUUCUAGUUCAUGACUAUGGACAACUCCGGUGCCGCUUCUUUUUUUCUCAAUCCCAGCGUGACACGGUGAGGAAUUAGAUCUGGAGGACACACGCCUGUUACUAUCUCUUAAGCAGUUAAAAAUGACAUGCAGACCUCUUAAUCAAACAUCUUGGUCUGUCAUUCGACAAGUACUGUAUCUAACUUCAGCUCUGCAGGAUGGCUCACAAGCUAGCAAUCACAAGCUCCAGUCUGGUUUAAAGGGAUGAAUGUGACUUAUGAACUAGUAUGUGACAAUAGAUGACCACCAAGUACUAUGGCAGGCACUUGUCACUUUGAUGUUGGAGAAAAAGUUUUUUGCAUAUGCAGACCUGGCAGAGAAACUGAGAAACACACAGGGAGGAAAAGACACUCGUUUUUGUCCAGUGUUUUUAGAGUGAACUCCUAAAGAACUUUGCAAUUUGCACAUCUUGAGUUUAUAAUUUGUGUGAUAUUCCUGCAGUUUUUAUCUGAUAACAUUGUGGGAAAGGUUUGGGGGUGGUGAAUGAGCAUAAAUAAAUGUAGCAAAAUUACUUUCUAACCUGCCUAGACACUAGGCCAUUCUUAAAAGGUUCUGUUCCUUUCAGAUUCAUUUUGUCACCUGCCACAUCUGUCGUGAGAAGCCAGAUCUGAGAGUUUUUUUCAGAUCCACUGAGAGUUUUCCAUAUAGACAUUUUAUACAUGUGAGCAAGUGUUUUGUUUUGUUUCUGGAAAAAAAGUGUUAAUGUUAUUUUUCAGAAUGACUUUUUUUUUCUAUUUGAAAUCAAACCAUGAUUUAAUGUUUGGUACAAAAACCCAGAAAGGGUAUUUCACAAAGUCACAAGCUUUCAUUCCCAGAGAUCAAAAUAGCAUUUGUGGGUUCUGAGUGUAUCUUAAAGUGCUUUAAACCAAGUUUUAUAAAUAGAGAGAAGUUCUUAAAUAUUCUCACUUGGUUGCAACUAACACAAAUACGUACUUAUUAGACUUUCCUUUAACCAUUCAAAAACAAAAAGGACUCUUCCAUUUCUCAAAUUAGAAAAAGGAGACCUCUCCUCCCUCAUACAUACAACCCAAAUGUUGGCUAUCUGGUCUUCAUUCACAGUGGCUCUAAUUGGGACUAAUGAGUUUUUGUUUUUUUUCUGGGAUGUACCAAAAACCUUUGAGUAGGUUCAGAAUAGUGGCCUCUCUCUAAAUGUCAUUACCCUGUCAGCAUGCUAGCAGAGCUGGGUGGGCCCAUUCUUGCAGUCACAUUGCUUAUUUAGUGCUGUGAUUUUUUUUUAAUGUUUCUGAUCAGAGACCUUGCUUAAUCUUCCAUAUAUUCUGCUCAGGGCACUUAUUGGGUUUUUGGUCUUUCUUUCUUUUUUUCUUUCUUUCUUUUUUAACCUUUGAUGGUGAGAAGAAUAGGAGGCUGCCACAGGGGUGCUGUGUGGCACUAUUUACAGUAGCUCCUGGGAGCUCAGAAAACACACACACACCACUUUCUGGCUAACUUAGAGGAUUGAACGGACUGUAUCCAUUAAACCGACACUAAAAUAGGUAAACACACAGUUCAGAGCAAUAGGAAUAUAAUAACUUUUGUGGUUCUAUUUCAGGUAUAGGAAUUAUAAAAAUCAUUGGUUCUUCUAAAGCCUUUGUCCCAUUUCAUCCUCUCACUCUCUUAGCAUGUGCAAUACUUUGUGUGCCAACAGUACGCUAUCUAGUUAAAGUUCAUUCCCUUUUGGCUUUUUCCCUGUUCUGUGGGUCGACCUUCCUUCCCCUUGCUGGCCAGAAAAGGCUGGAGAGAAGGAGCCAGGAGAGGCGAACCUCCUUGCUUUUCCUUAUUGUGGAUGUGGAGUACUGGGGUAGGGAACCUCUGUGUCUAUCACCAGGACACAGAGCCAGCCAGCCAAGGAGACCAGAGGGAAGUUCUGCGAAGGCCCAAACUCUGCACUCUGCGAAAGCCCUUCACUCUAGUGCACCUGGAAUACGGCAAUGAGGCAGAUGGUUCCUAAACAUGCUCUGGAGCAGUGUGGGCAGGAGUCAACCCGUUUUUCAGUCUCUUCUGUGUGCGUGAGACUUUGAUCUCUGCCUUUGAGCACAAACAACUUAUUGCCUAUGUGCGUGUGUUCGGAGCAUGCCCACCAGUGGCUUUGGAGGGGACCACCUGGCAACCACAGUCACCAUUCCCUUGUGACAGCUUUCUCUUGAAAUAGGAAGAGCACACAGAGGCAGGAGCCACCUCUGGUUUGCGGACACUGGUGGGGCCCGCCAGGCUCCUGGAGCAGCAGCGGUCACCCUUCUGUGUAGGGAGCACAGUAAUGACUGUGCCAUCAGCGUACAAGGAUCAGCCACGCGCCUCUGUACCUGCUCUCUUUGCAAUAUUUACCAACAGCUGUCUUUCAUUCUCCUCUUUCCUGCUUCCCAUUUUAAAACAAAUAGCAGCAGGCCUUUUGCGUUUACAAUGGAACACAAUCACCAAGAAAUUAGUCAGGGCAAAAAGAAAACAUAGUAAUAUUACUAAUAAGAAACCAACAAACAAGAACCUCUCUUUAUAGGGAUUUCUAAAUAUAUAAAAUGACUGUUCCUUAGAAUGUUUAACUUUAGAAUUAUUUUCAGUUUGUCUGGGCCAACUUGGGGUCAGCUGGGAUGGGGUAGGGAUUGGGGAGAGAAGGCCAUGGAUGCCACGUACCUCAACUCUUUUAAAAGUGGAAAUCCAAAUUGCAUUUUUUAUUUUUUUGGACUUGCAGGAUAAUCAUCUACGUUGGUCACAUUUUGCUUUUCUCGAUUCUUCCAGCUCAGUUUGGGAUGGCCUGAUUUUUUGUGGUGGUGGUGGUGGUGGUGGCAACAGAAUGUCCUUAACUCUGAAUCCUGACCUUGUAUGUUUUCUGUUAGGUGAGCUUGUUGGGUCCCUUCCCCCCCUUACCCCCACCAGGAAGUGGCAGCAUCCUUCCUUCUCCCCUGCAAGGAACUCUGCGGAACCUUUCGCACCUCUUACUCAGGGAUGGGGCUGGUGUGUGUGUGGAACACAGAUAAGUGUUCAGCAACAGCACUUUGGACUGCUCUGGAGUAGGGUUGUACAAUUUCAAGGGAUGUUUGGAUCUCCCUGCAUCGUGUGGAUUGCUCCUUAGCUACUGCACAGAUUGCAAUAUAUAAUGCUGCACGUUCAAGGUGAACAGUAGCUCCUAGUGAUCAGAAAAAUCCACUCUUUGCACAUAGUUUGAUCUUUACUGAAAUAUGUUGCCAAAAUCUGUUUUUGUUGUAGCUUUGGGUUUUUCUUUUUUUUUUUAAGGAAACAAUUGGCAAUGCCCUUUAACAUCUGUGACUACUAAGGAAACCUAUUUUGUAGAUGCUUUUGAAGACACUAACACCUAUUUCAGACAUGGGUGAGGAGGCAAAGCUCUUGGGAUAGAAAGCCAGACUUUUUGAGUUGGGUUGGUUGGCAUGGCAACUGUUUCCUGAGCCACAAGCAGCUCAACAAACUGGUCUGUUCUCUCCUGGAAACCUUCUGCACGUCCAGUUUCCUAGUCAGCCCCCUUUGACUCCAGGGGAAUACAGGGCCUCAGUCUCCAGGGCCCAAUCCAGUUUCUUUGGUGGUUGAGAUGAAAGGCAAGAGAAUUAUACUUUGUUAUUUUUUUAAAGUGGAGCAAAGGCCUUUGCUUCCAUGGUUGUGUUUUGAACCCAGAAUUUCUGAAAUAGAGAAUUUAAGGAAAAAUGGAGUAAUAACUAUAGAGAAUCUACUUUUUUAUAAAGCACAUGCAUAUAACCUGUUGUGUUGGGUUGGUUUCCUCCCUUUUCCGUGGACAGUGCUGUAUUUCUGUUCCUAUGGCAACUCCAAACAGUUUGCACAUCUCUACUCUGGAGCUGAGAUUCUUUUCACAUAGAUGACCUCGCUUCAAAUGUUACCUUACUGAUAGGCUUUUUCUUGUAGCACUUACCUUGUGGGAAGUUUUCUGUUUUGUUUUCUUUAAAGUACACCUAAUCUGAGCAGCCAAGGGGAGGGGGGUAUUUUUUUUUGAGGCACUCAUUUUGGGCAGUACAGAUAAUUUUUUUAAAAAAAUUGCACAAAAGAAAAAUGAAUGUUGAGAUGAUUCAUUCAGUGUUUGAAAGAGACAGAUCUGUUGAAACCAUGAGUUUCAUAUUUUGUGUGUAAAAAAAAAACAAAACAGAGGAGGGUUGAAAGUUACAUGUUUUGGGGUUUUAUUUUUCUUGUAUAUAGAAAUUUGUCGUCUUGAUGAUCAAAUCUGUAUGGUUAUGGCCUGGAAGAAUUAUGACGUCAGAGGCUCUUCAACUAUACUAUACCUAUGCUUACUGUUUCUGUUUUUGUUACAUGCGGCUCUUGUGUGAAGGAUGGGAAACUGUAUUCCACUAUUUGAGGAUACUGUCCAUUCCUAGGCCGGAAGUACUUCUCCAAGUUCCCUUCUUAAGCCAUUGCAACUUCUUUUCUUUGGAUGAUGUCCGACAUUUUCAGCACUUCCUGUCCCUAUAAACCCAAAGAAUAUAAUCCUGGACAUGAAGUGUUUCUAUAAGGGAUCCUCCUUCCCAGUAAGUCAGGACUCAAGUGGGGACAAAACAAAAAAAUGAGCUUUCCUUCUGCCUCCCACCCCACACCUCAUUUACACGGGGGUAAAACAUCAAUUUCAACUUGAAUGCCUGGUUUUUGUUGGGAUGUUUCUCAAGUAGAGGCCAGAAGAAAUGCAGUGCGGUUUCUCAGAGUUAGACUCCUGUUCAAUAGCGGAGCUGGGUGGUUCCAACUGGACAGUUUAGGGGCUGCAAACAGAUCCUAGCUUUGCCUCUGAAAGUGGGGUUUGCAUCCCCUCCCCCUCUGCACAAUUUCUUGUAUCUGACAUUCAUCUUGACAAAGGCAGGAGGGGGAUGGUGGCUUCAGCUUUUUACAGCCUGACACUUGCAUACAGGAGUGUCACCUGUAUUCACGUGAAGUGUGUUCGGCCAAUAGGUAGCAUCUAUACAAACCAGUCCACAAGAACUUCCCUAACGCUUGAGACUUGAGUCUUCCACUGCAGAUCAUUUGGAGACCCCAUCCACUCGUGUUUUCUUGUUCCUUGGCUGUCUGGAUGGCCAAUCUGAAGGCCUAUGUGGGAAGUGCUGUUUACAGUAACCCUUACCAAGAUGACACACGUUCCCCUAGACUACCCAGCUGAGGUGACACUGUUUUAGAAUGGUUGUCUUGAAAGAUCAGUUACCAAGAAGGAUGGUGCAUAGGUUUCUCUCGGUUCUUACAUGAGCUACCUACUCUUUAGUUAGUCUCUAGACCAAGAGUGGGAUGAACUGUUGAUUCAGUGAUGUAACCCUGACAACCUACCACAGUCCUGAUCUACUCUGUGACUACUGUCCUCCCCCAGACCCACACUGCUCAAGUGUAAUCCCAGCUGGUAUCAACUGAAAGGGAGUUGCAGGGGAGUCCUGUCAGUAUUUGUGGUGGCCUUUUAAUAAGACAGUCUUCAUCUCUAACCAGUAGAGUCUUGGCCCUAAAGAACCUGAUAUCUGAACCAGUAAAGGUUUUCACACCAGGUUCCCAAACCCUCCGAUUUCCACCCAAAUGCCUCCCACAGGCCAAGGGGAAACAGACACCAAAACUUGGGCUGAGGUUACUAUCAUGUGGAGAACUAGGGAAAAAAAGUUUUUUGCACCUUAUUGAAAAGAAACUUUUAAGUGCAUACAUAGUUAAGAGCUUUUAUUGUGACAGGAGAACUUUUCCACAUGCGUGCAUACUCUCUGUAAUUCCAGUGUAAAAUGUUGUACUUGCACUAGCUUUUUUAAAACAAAUAUUAAAAAAUGGAAGAAUUCAUAUUCUAUUUUCUAAUCGUGGUGUGUCUAUUUGUAGGAUACACUCAAGUCUGUUUAUUGAAUUUUAUGGUCCCUUUCUUUGAUGGUGCUUGCAGGUUUUCUAGGUAGAAAUUAUUUCAUUAUUAUAAUAAAACAAUGUUUGAUUCAAAAUUUGAACAAAAUUGUUUUAAAUAAAUCGUCUGUAUACCAGUACAAGUUUAUUGUAUAAUACUCGUACUAAUAAUAAAAUAACAGUGCCAAUUGCAAA
Messenger RNA from Mesocricetus auratus (golden hamster), 11477 nucleotides. RefSeq names its product ataxin 1 (gene Atxn1). Gene Ontology annotation, molecular function: protein binding; RNA binding. Lineage: Eukaryota; Metazoa; Chordata; Mammalia; Rodentia; Cricetidae. Gene Ontology annotation, cellular component: nucleus. The record is from RefSeq and is a predicted model, not a curated record. The coding region runs from base 2128 to 4500 and encodes 790 amino acids. Gene Ontology annotation, biological process: nervous system development; negative regulation of transcription by RNA polymerase II. The transcript is spliced from 7 exons.